ACUCUCCCUUGCAAGUUUUUUUAUAAAAUUUUUUUAAGCAACUGCAUCAUCAAAGCCAGUAGCCAACUGCCACGUUUCAAAAGAGAACAAAGGGGCACGUGGCGAGCAUUGAUUCGUCGGAUCAGAGCAAAGGCAGAAGUCUUCUUCAAUGUUCUCUUUGGUUCUUUUAGGGUUUCAGUCCAUAGAAACACAAAGAUGGAAUUACUGUGGUGGACUCUCCAUCCACUACUAUUAUUCUCACUUCAUCUGUUCAUCGGGCACGGCUUAGCCGAUCAGAUCUUCCCCACUCAUGGAGGUGGGACAUUUGGUCGCAGCUCUCGUGAGCCGAAAUACAAGAUUGAAUUCCAUCCUGAAGACGCCCCUUUUCAUCCUGAUGAUGGCCAGGAGUCGGUGGUCAUGCCAAAUAAAAAUGGACAGAAUUUCUUAUGUUUUUUACCUAAAAUAGAGAGAGCCAAGACAGGGAAACCAGUCUCUCAAAUGAAUACGAGUAGCAUGAUUAUGGAAACUCAGAAACGGGUUAAACUUAAGACACCAGAUGAGCUGCUUGAAGUACUAAAAGAUCGAUGCUUUGUCAGACAAGAGGGUUGGUGGUCAUAUGAAUUCUGCUAUCAGCAGAAGCUUCGGCAAUUUCAUUUGGAGGACGAUAAGGUUGUCCAGGAGUUCAUCUUGGGUUUGUAUGAUGAUGAGGCCACAGCUGCUGUCAACCAGAACCUGUCUGGCAUUUCUACAUUAAAAGAUCCUCACUCAAAAGAUGCAUCACAGAGGUAUCAUGCUCAUCAGUAUACUAAUGGAACUAUGUGUGAUCUUACGAACCAGCCUCGAGAAACUGAGGUGAGAUUCGUGUGCUCAGAGCCCAGAGCUAUGAUUAGCUCCAUUACGGAGCUAUCCACUUGCAAGUAUGCACUAACAAUUCAAUGCCCUAUGCUUUGCAAGCACCCAUUGUUCCAAGAAGAGAGACCAGUGUGGCAUACCAUUCAUUGCAACGUGCUGCCUAAGGAUUACAAAGAAAUGAAAGUAGAGGAAGACGAAGUCAAAGAGACACAGAUUACCAUGGUUACAGAUAAUGGAUAUUCAUCCACGUAUGAAUCAGAAGAGUAUGCAACAUAAUAUACAAAAAUUGGAGUCUUAUUGCGGAUAGGAGCUUUGUCAACAGCAAUUUAACAAUAGCAUAGUCUUGUGUCUGUUCUUUCCUUUCAACAAAUUGAUGUACUAGUCGAGAUCACUUUUUUAUUUUCGUUAGCUAGGUGUAAUAGAAAGUCUACCACAGAUUGGUCUGUUAGACUUUAUCCUGAAAGUUACUUGUCCUUGUAUUUUUUUUUUUUUUUUUGACUGAUGCGAAUCUGUAUUAUCAAAAAUUUUACACUGAAACUGGUACAGAAUAUAAAAAUAAUUUUGCUACCAAAAA
This is a messenger RNA of Malania oleifera, 1405 nucleotides long. Its product is annotated as protein OS-9 homolog. The record is from RefSeq and is a predicted model, not a curated record. The coding region runs from base 196 to 1107 and encodes 303 amino acids. Gene Ontology annotation, cellular component: endoplasmic reticulum lumen. The transcript has 8 exons. Gene Ontology annotation, biological process: retrograde protein transport, ER to cytosol; endoplasmic reticulum unfolded protein response. NCBI's taxonomy places the organism in Eukaryota, Viridiplantae, Streptophyta, Magnoliopsida, Santalales, Ximeniaceae.